Messenger RNA from Chaetura pelagica (chimney swift), 2208 nucleotides. It is a transcript of the gene PLCD4, whose product is annotated as phospholipase C, delta 4. Gene Ontology annotation, biological process: lipid metabolic process; intracellular signal transduction. The coding region runs from base 1 to 2208 and encodes 735 amino acids. NCBI's taxonomy places the organism in Eukaryota, Metazoa, Chordata, Aves, Apodiformes, Apodidae. The transcript has 14 exons. Gene Ontology annotation, molecular function: calcium ion binding; phosphatidylinositol-4,5-bisphosphate phospholipase C activity. The record is from RefSeq and is a predicted model, not a curated record.
AUGCAGCAAGGGACGCUGAUGCGCAAAGUCAAGUCCAAGAACUGGAAGAAGCAGCGUUACUUCAAGCUACAGGAUGACUGCAUGACCAUCUGGUACCAGUCCAAGAGGACAGGCAAAAUUGAGUCUGCCUUCUCCAUCAGCGACGUGGAGACGGUGCGGGAGGGGCACCAGUCUGAGGUGCUGCAGAGCCUGGCUGAGGAGUUUCCCCCCGAGCGCUGCUUCACCAUUGUCUUCUAUGGCCGCCGGGGAAACCUGGACCUCAUUGCUGGCUCAGCAGAGGAGGCGCAGUGCUGGAUCCAGGGCCUGCACCAGCUCAUCGAGGUGGCCACCAGCAUGGACCAAAGGGAGAAGAUAGACCAAUGGAUUCGUGACUGGUUCCAAAAGGCCGACAAGAAUAAGGAUGGGCGCAUGAACUUCAAGGAGGUGCAGCGUCUCCUCAAGAUGAUGAAUGUGGACAUGAAUGAGGAUCAUGCCCUGCGGCUCUUCCAGGAUGCUGACAAGUCAGAGUCAGGAACACUGGAAGGAGAGGAGUUUGUGCUCUUCUACAAGGCCCUGACACAGCGUGAGGAGGUGCUGAGCCUCUUCCAGGACUACUCUGAGGAUGGGAAGAAGCUGACGUUGCUGGAGCUGGUGGAUUUCCUGCGGCAGGAGCAGUUGGAGGACGAGGGCACAGAGGAGCUGGCCAUGGAGCUCAUCGACAAGUAUGAGCCAUCAGAGACAGCCCGGGCUCGCCACGUGCUGAGUGCUGACGGGUUCCUCAUGUACCUCUGCUCCCCGGAGGGCUCCAUCUUCAACCCCCAUCACCAGGAGCUGUGGCAGGACAUGACUCAGCCACUCUGCCACUACUUCAUCUCCUCUUCCCACAACACCUACCUGAUAGAGGACCAGAUCCGGGGCCAGAGCAGCAUUGAAGGCUACAUCAGGGCUCUGAAACGGGGCUGCCGGUGUCUGGAGGUGGAUUGCUGGGAUGGGCCAAAUGGAGAGCCCAUGGUGUACCACGGCCACACCUUCACCUCCAAGAUCCCUUUCCGGGAGGUGGUGAGCACCCUGGAGAAGUAUGCCUUCAAGACCUCAGACUACCCGGUCAUCCUGUCCCUGGAGAACCACUGCAGCAUGGAGCAGCAGGAGGUCCUGGCCCAGCAGCUCAAGGCCAUACUGGGAGAGAAGCUCCUCACCACCACCACCGAUGGGCGGGUCCCCACCCAGCUCCCAUCCCCAGAGGAACUGAAGCACAAGAUCAUGCUGAAGGGGAAGAAGAUUGGGCGGCUGGAGGACACGCUGGAUGGGCCUGGGGAUGAGGCACCUGAUGUGUCUGAUGAUGACAAUGGGGCAGAGGCGGAGGAGGAGAGGCGGAGGGCAAAGAAGGACAGGGAGAGCCUGGCACAGGAACUGUCUGACUGCGUCAUCUACUGCAAGAGUGUGUCCUUCCGGGGCUUUCAGGAGGCUCGCAGCCAUUCCCGACCCUCCGAGAUCUCCUCCCUCUCUGAAGCCAAAGCCAGGAAGCUCAUCCGGGAUGUGGGGAAUGAGUUUGUCCGCCACAAUACCUGGCAGCUGACACGCAUCUACCCCAGCGGGAUGCGAACAGACUCCUCCAACUACAGCCCCCAGGAGAUGUGGAAUGUGGGGUGCCAGAUCGUGGCCCUGAACUUCCAGACUGCUGGCAUGGAGAUGGACCUGUGUGAUGGGCUCUUCAGCCAGAAUGGCCGCUGCGGCUACGUGCUCAAACCACCCUUCAUGAGAGACAAAGACACUCUCUUCAACCCCAGUGACCCUGACAGCCGGGAGGGUCCUGGCCCCACUACUCUGACAAUCCAGGUGAUCAGUGGGCAGCAGCUGCCAAAAGUGGCCAACAGCAAGGACGGAGCCAUCAUCGACCCACUGGUGCGUGUGGAGAUCCAUGGGGUCCCUGCUGACCAGGCACACCAGGAGACCAAGCACAUUGAGAAUAAUGGGUUUAACCCCCACUGGGAUGAAACGCUCCAGUUCCAGCUCCAUGUACCUGAGCUGGCCCUUGUCCGCUUUGUGGUGGAAGAUUACGACAAGACCUCCAGGAAUGACUUUGUGGGCCAGUUCACCUUAGCCUUCACUAACAUCAAACCCGGCUACCGCCACAUCCAUCUCCUCUCCAAGGAUGGCACCAGCAUCCCACCCUCUUCACUCUUCGUCCACAUCCGCAUCACUGAGCCACCCAGCCCUGAGCAGGACUGA